AUGCUCGCAUCCAAUUCUGGUAGUGAAGCUCGGAUUGGAAAUUCGAGGUCCUGUCAACCACCACCUCCAUCAUCAUCAUUUUCUUCUCCAUCAUCCAUUCCAAUUUCGUCCCCUCUCAUCUCUCAUCUUCAGUUCAAUAAUACGGACCUCGUGUAUAGUCUUGAUGAAGAGCCUCGCAUUCCUCUCGUGUGUUGUUCCGAUAAAUUUGUAUUGAAUGCUUUGGCACGUAUGAUGAAAACGAUUGAACCACAACGUCGAGUGAUUGGUGCCUGCUCACGUAAUUGCACGACGAAUAAUUUUGUGAUCACUGAUGAUUUUAAAUGUUAUUCUCAUAAUGUGAUGAGCCGUCAUGCCACUCACUCUUCCAAUCAUCCUAACAGCUGCAAUAAUCACAAUGGUUUUUUUGAUAUCACGAAUGGACUCGGCAAUGCAUGCCAUUCUUUGAGAGUCUAUCAAGCAGCUGCAGGCUACAAUCAUACAGCCUUAUUGGUGGAUCGAUUGUAUGUUCGAAAGGUCAAUGAGGGUGUCCUUACGACUACGGAUGAUCAUCCUCAUGAACACAAUCAGAACAAGUGCAACAACACAAGUAGCAUUCAUUCAUCGAGUUAUCCGAGUGCCACGAAAUAUCACACUCUCCCGAAUGGCGAAUGUUUUGCAGUGCCAGAAAGUUGUAGUAUUGUGUGUUUGUUUUCAUCGGUCUGUAAUUUCACAGAGUCAAUUCUCGUGGGAGGAUCUCAUGCUGUGAAUAUUCGAACGGGACAAAUGAUACAGACCUCACACGAUGCAAAAAGUAUUGCAUUGAAUCGAGAUUUGAUUUGGUUGACAUCGUUGGAACAGGAAUUGGAGGCGAAUGAAUAUGUGACGUUUUUGACCUCGGCCGCUUUUACCAUUGUUGCCAUCACCAAUCGAGGACGUUUGUUGGGAAUUGGUUCCAAUGAUUUGGGAGAUCUUGGAUUGCCCAAAAUCGUCGUUCAGCAACGAACCUUCAAACGAAUUCCUUCGCCACCAAAUGAAUUUUUUGUAAAGGCAUGUUGUGGAGAUCACAAUAUUGCAGCACUCACCAGAGAUGGCAAACUCUAUGUCACAGGAUGCAACUAUACGAAUGAAAUUGGAGUCUCUGAAAGCUGUUGUUAUGGUUUGACGCAUUGCAAAUGCGUGGACACUCAUCUCUCAGAUCCCAUUAUCGACAUUGCUUGUGAAUAUUACAAAAUUUACAUGUUAAAGAAGAGUAACACUUUAUGGACUGUUCAAGACGGCAAAGCUGUUCGCAUCGUUUUUUCAAAGCAGUUCCUUUCCUCCUUUCCUUAUCCUCCCAACAUUAAAAUUGAAUGUUUAAGCACCACCGCUUCAUCCAUUCAAGUAAUUGCUCACGUGACAUGUGCCUCACGAUCGUAUCGAUUCCUCAUGUCCAAUUCUCUCGAUCGAGAUUUAAUUAUUAAUGCCAUAUCUGACAUAUCAUCCAUUUAUCACUCCUCUAACGAAUAUACCAAUCCUACCCAUUCUCAACACUAUCAACUUUGCUCGACAGCUUAUUUAGGAUUCUUCUUUUGGAAACCCAAAUAUCAUGUGAAACCAGAGGAUUUAUUUAAGAAACAACUCGUUACUCAAACGUAUUCACCAAACAGUCGGCAUUUGUGUGAUCUUUUCGUUCUGUGUAGGGAAUGGUAA
Molecule: messenger RNA, 1668 nt
Organism: Naegleria fowleri
Lineage: Eukaryota; Heterolobosea; Eutetramitea; Acrasida; Naegleriidae
Exons: 2
Coding region: 1-1668 (555 amino acids)
Source: RefSeq, a predicted model, not a curated record